Talaromyces proteolyticus is the source of this 369-nucleotide messenger RNA. RefSeq lists its product as uncharacterized. Bases 1 to 369 code for a protein of 122 amino acids. The transcript is spliced from 4 exons. Lineage: Eukaryota; Fungi; Ascomycota; Eurotiomycetes; Eurotiales; Trichocomaceae. The record is from RefSeq and is a predicted model, not a curated record.
AUGAUGCUCAAGACAGUGAUUGCCCUUGCUGCGCUCGUCAGCCUGGCGACUGCAUUACCUACCGGCCUCCAGCAUGUAUGGAGAGACGUACUGAUCUACAAGACACUGCCGACGUUGUCCCCUUGGCCAAACGCAGCAGCUUCAACGACUUAUAUACCUGGGAAGGCAAAGACACCUGUAAUUAUUCUCAUAUCUACCAGCACUCCCGUCACUAAUUGCCACAAAGUGGAUGCAUUGUCCAGGCGUGACCCCAACUCUCUUGUCAAGUUCUAUCAUGGCGAUGAAAAAGACACCUUGGAUGUCCUAUCUAAGCGUGGAUUCGACACUAGUGUUAAGAAGGAUGUUUUGAAUGCUCUGUCCAAGCAUUAA